Messenger RNA from Pseudonaja textilis, 349 nucleotides. It is a transcript of the gene PROK1, whose product is annotated as prokineticin 1. NCBI's taxonomy places the organism in Eukaryota, Metazoa, Chordata, Lepidosauria, Squamata, Elapidae. The record is from RefSeq and is a predicted model, not a curated record. Gene Ontology annotation, biological process: endothelial cell proliferation.
AUGAAAAUAUGUAUGCAAAUCUUAUGCUUCUUUCUUUUACUAACCUUGUACAAAUGUGCAGUGAUCACUGGGGCCUGUGAAAGAGAUCUGCAGUGUGGAAGUGGGACAUGUUGUGCCAUCAGCUUGUGGCUCCGUGGGCUUCGUAUGUGCACUCCAUUGGGGCGUGAGGGAGAUGAAUGCCACCCUAUUAGCCAUAAGGUCCCUUUCUUUGGAAAACGACAACAUCACACCUGUCCUUGUUUGCCAAAUCUCAUAUGUUCUAAGUUCACUGGUGGUCGAUACCGAUGCUCAAUAGACUUCAAGAACAUGGAUUUUUAAUGAAAAGUGCUUUGUGACCUUCAUACCUUUA